UCGAUCAAAAAGACAUAGGAGCCGUGCUUUGUUGUCUUAAGCCACUUGUUGAACGUAGAGCGGAAAUGUACUAUUUUCCUUGUGGUCCCUGAGCGCAUCAGCCCCUACGGAUUUUGCACGCGCUCGCCAUGGAAAAAAAAUAAUACCGACUGAAUAACAUUGCUAGUUCCUUGACUAAGUCUACUACAUGUGCUAACCAGGUCUAUUUGUAGUACCUUUCCAACUACGUACUAAUUUCUAGCACUUUGAUUGAGCAUUUCUAGUAGGUCGACUUUUUAUGAUCGCUACAUGUACAAUUUUCUCGAUGGUUCUUCAACGCAACAGCCCUCCCCCGGAUUUGGCGUGCACGCGCUCGGCUUGUAAACACAAGCUCACACGUGACUGUGUUGGAGCUGAGCUGAGCUGAUUCGUCGACGUCGUCGUCACGGAACGGACACAACAAAAGAAAACUAACGAGAAAAGGUUCGAAAGAAGACAGUGGACUGAGCCGUCCAGAAGCCGAGCCGAGCGGGUGUCAUGACAGUCGACGUGCUUUGUUCGGGCCUGCCUUCGUUCCGGGCCGCCGUUAGCUCGCGUGUCCGGGGGACGGAGCCGAGAGCCUUUGUUUCGGCCGCUCGUCUCGUGCUAAUCGGCUUGCUAGCUUGUUACAAAUUGUACUUUUCCAGCUAGUUAGCAUUAGCACGUAGCAUCGACAGCCUAGUACCACUCUCCCCCUUUGAACCAAACAUUCGUGAUCACCGUCCGCCCGUUGUCAAGCUUCGGCUUCGAUGUCCUUCGCCAUGGAGGACAACUUGGAAUCCGGCUGGGUGUCCGUCCGGCCCAAAGCCUUCGACGAGAAAGAACGACACAAAUUCGCUUUCAUCGUGGCCUGGAACGACAUCGAGGGAAAGUUUGCCAUAACCUGCCACAACCGGACGGUACAGAAGCGGACCAGCUUCCUCGACCCGCUCCUCGACUGGUGCCCGUACGAGGACGACAAGCAACCCGGGAUGAUGUCGACAAAAGACGGAGGUCGUUCGGCGAAAGUUUCUCCGAAGGGAAAAGUUGACAGUUGGGACUUAGUGUCGCCCAAGGUCACCGACAUGGAGUUCGUGGACCCCGCGGGGGCGCCGCUCUCCCCCGCGGAGGACGGCCGUCAAGACUUCAGCUGGGCCGGCCUCUUCUCCUUCCAGGACCUCCGGGCGGUUCACCUCCAGCUGUGCGCGGUCAACGCCGAGCUGGAGCCUUGCCUGCCGGCAUUCCCGGAGGAGCCGUCCGGCGUGUGGUCGGUGCUUUUCGGCGCCUCGGCCGCUUCAUCGGAGCGGGAGACGGAGGCGCUGUGCUACCAGCUACAGGUGUACCUGAGCCACGCUCUGGAUACCUGCGGCUGGAAGAUCUUCUCGCAGGUGCUGUUCACCGACAGCGACGACACCGAGGAGUACUACGAGAGUCUGAGCGAGCUGCGGAGGAAAGGCUACGAAGACGGGCUGGACAGAGCCAAGAGGCGCUUGCAAGAGGUUCUGGACAAGCACCGGGCCCUGGACAGCAUGGUGGAGCUGCUGCAGGUCUACGGCGAGGAGGACGAGGCGUACGGCCAGAUGCUGGAGGCCGCCACGCAGCUCUACCACUACCUGCUGCAGCCUUUCCGGGACAUGAGGGAGCUGGCCAUGCUCCGACGGCAGCAGAUUAAGAUCUCGCUGGAGACAGAGCGCUUGGGUCCUCGCCGGGUGGAAGGCCUGAGGAGGGAGGAUGAGGAGUGGCAGAAGAAGGCGAACGUCGCCGUCCUCGCCAUCCAGGACAUGACUGUCAAGUACUUUGAAACCACCAAUCGAGCGCUGAAAGCGCUGUACGAGCGUAUGCGCGCCGACCAGAGGAGGCUCGGCAAGUCGGCGUGGGCGGCGGCGGUGGAGCGCAUGGAGCGGCUGCAGUACUCGGUCUCCAAAGAAACGCUGCAGCUCAUGCGGGCCAAGGAGGUCUGCCUCGAACAGAAGAAGCACGGACUCAAGGAGGAGAUGCGAAGCCUGCAGGGCGGCGAGGACGCCAUGCUGCACCUGGACCAGCUGGAGGCGCUGUACUACGAACUCCAGCUGCAGUUGUACGACAUCCAGGCCGAGGUGCUGCGCUGCGAAGAGCUGCUGCUCACCGCGCAGCUGCAGAGCCUGCGAAGACAGAUCACAGAGAGGCAGGACGAGGUGGUGUACUAUGAUGCCUUCGAGAGCCCCGACGCCAUGAAGGGGGCGGAAGACCCGGUCGAACCGCCGCCUCUGCCGCCCCUUCGUGACGACGAAGAACUGCGGACCCUGCGCCAGAGGACUCGGCAGCUGGAGGCCCGCAGGGGACGCAUCACCACCAAGAAGGUCUACCUCAAAAACAAGAAGGAAAUCUGCAUCUCCAAUCACAAGCAGAAAAUGGAAGCACGUCAGGGCGUCCUCACCCCGCAGGUGCGGGAAACGGAGGAAGAGGAAGCCGAGCGGAAUGCGCAAGUGAGUCUGGAGAGGCAGAGAACUCUGGACCGACUUCGCAGCCACAAUCAGCGUUAUCCAGGUCACGUGACACUGAAGUCCAGUCGUCUGAGGCUGCUUCAGACGCAGCGGCGAGCAAGUCAGCCUCCUUGCGCGCAGGCGGCCGGCGUCCAGACCGACCGCGUGGCCUCGGACCUGCCGGAGCUCUCGGUGCCUCCUCUUGAGGACGCCUGCGAGUCCUUACCCGCCAUCCACCUGGACGACCCGGAGUCGUGUCCUCCGUUCCUCUCUCUGCCGACGGCCGUUCUCACCCUGGGUGGAGGUCCUCCGCCGCCGCCCCCUCCUCCCCCUCCGCCUCCGCCGCCAUCGGUAGCCGUUGAGCCGCGUCCGGCGUUGCUGCGCGAGUCCAAGCCCGCCUCGCUGCCUCUGGGUCCGAUCUCGCCACGCUUCUUCGACAGCAGCCAGCUGUUGACGGCCAGGAAGAAACUGAGGAAGACGUCGGCUGAGGACGCCACGCAAUGGAGGAGAGCGAGCUCCCCGAUGGACGAGGUUCUGGCGUCCCUGAAGCGCGGCAGCUUCCACCUGCGGAAAGCCGAACUGCGCGUCCUCGCCCCCGACCCGGACGACGACGGCGAGAACAUCUUGGCGCAGAUCCGGCAGGGCGUCCGUCUCCGGCAGGUGCGCGCCCCGGCGGAGCGGCCGCGCCGCGCUGAUCGCUUUGCGCACUCGGCGGACGCCCUGACGCGAAGCAUCCACGAGGCUCUGCGCAGAAUCAAGGAGGCGUCGCCCGAAUCCGAAUCGGAGGACGAGGGCCUCCCUUGCACCGACUGGGAGAAUUAGAACACCCGGUUGGCUGUGACUUUGAGUGCAAUUUGAACAAGAAGAAGAAAUUGGUUCUGAAGUGGGUUUUGUACAAGUGGACUACUUCACGCGUUUGGUCACCUGUGUACUUUGAUGUUUACUGUCGUACUGUACUUUCCUUGAAGGAGGUCCACAUGAAAAUGCACAUCAAGUAUUUUUUAAACAUCUUUUUUUUUUUUUUUACUUCACCAUCUUAUAGAAUGAACUUCAAGAUGUUUUGUAAUGAUUCUAGCUUGUGUUGUGUGUGACAGUUUAAAAUAAUGGGAUUCACUUGUCAGCGAUUUUAAAGCAACGGGAGUACAUUCUGGAGCUUUUUUUUUUAAUUAUCUAUUUAAAGCAACAAUUUUAUGCAAAUUCCACAAGUCCUUUCAAUCAGCCUUUUAAAGUAACAAUAUGCAAAUUUCGAUGAGAUAUUUUGGAAACAGCAAUUAGAAAUUUGUUGAAUUUUAUCGGCCGUUUAAACGAACGACACUGCUCCCUAAGAUCCUUUUGGUGCCGAUUCUGAUGUUUAGGUUUGUUUUUCUCAUUGAUUUUUUUGUACUCUACAUUUUCCUUUUCGAGGUGUGUCCUUUAUAUAUCACGUGUGUUGUGCGUGUGCGAGUUGAUUGGUUAUUCAUAUCCGUUCCAUCACGUAUGAAAUGUGUCGAGCGGACGCGUGUAGCAACAUGCUAGCAUCCGCGGGAAAAGUUGAGCUGAGGGCUAGCUUUGAGUUAGCAUCAAAGUGUUAACAACAUAGAUUUUGAGGGUAAUUUAGUGGUACAUCAUCACAUUGCUAAGAAAUAAAUAAAUUGGAGUUAGUUCAGCAUCACAGCACAAACCGAAAUAUUUGGAGGGAGUUAGCGCAGCAUUAGCAUCAACAACGCUAACCACCGAAAGACAAACUGUGAGUAUAACUUCACAAUUCUUUUCCCGAAAGCCGCUAACGUGUCGCUACAUGUUUAAUUUUUUUUUGUAUGUAAGUUCUGAGGAUUAAGUCUGCGUUUGUGAUGGUUAUUUUGAAGUUUGACAGUUUGUAUUCGGACCUCGCAGCAAACGUGCAAUAAUAAGCCACGUGUCAUCGUACACGUUCAAAAUAUAUAUACUGCAUGCCUAAUGUGUAUUCAAGUAUUUAUUGAUGCUUUAAAUUUUAAAAAGAUUUGCAUAUUUGUUUUUUAAUGCUCUGGCAUUUCUUGUUACUUUUUCUUUAAAAAUAAACAACCCCCAAAAAGUUGA
Messenger RNA from Syngnathus acus (greater pipefish), 4514 nucleotides. RefSeq names its product junction mediating and regulatory protein, p53 cofactor (gene jmy). The coding region runs from base 768 to 3281 and encodes 837 amino acids. Lineage: Eukaryota; Metazoa; Chordata; Actinopteri; Syngnathiformes; Syngnathidae. Gene Ontology annotation, cellular component: cytoplasm; nucleus. The record is from RefSeq and is a predicted model, not a curated record. The transcript is spliced from 10 exons. Gene Ontology annotation, molecular function: transcription coactivator activity; Arp2/3 complex binding; actin binding. Gene Ontology annotation, biological process: intrinsic apoptotic signaling pathway by p53 class mediator; 'de novo' actin filament nucleation; positive regulation of apoptotic process.